CUAGUAAAGUACCCAACUUUGUUUAUUUUAAUUGGCUACUAAAACGUUAUUUGCACAGCCAGAGCAAUCAGCCAAGAGUCGGGAUUCAACAGAAAGCGACCGCCUUUCGGCUCCAUUCUAGCGUAUGUAGCCGUGAUCCCAACAGGGUCCAGUUUGCUUUCGUCGAAUUCGUUCGUUUUUCUAGAGAGAGAUUGAAAUGGGGAGGUUUUGGGUUUGGUCAUGGAGGAGAAGGUAGAUAGAAAUAGAGACAGAGGCAGUGGCAGUGGAGACAAUAAUGGAAGACGAAGUGCUUGGAUCAAUGGGAACAAGCGCUAGCUUGGCACUGAGAUUGGGACAGGCCUUCUUCUCGACUGCUUCGCUUCUGUUCAUGUGCCUGCACAUCGAUUUCUAUAACUACACUGCUUUCAGCUACUUGGUGACAGUAAUGGGACUAAUGAUCCCAUGGAGCCUAACACUAGUAAUGGUGGAUGCAUACUCUGUCUUCAUCAAGUAUCUGCCUCACCAGCCAAGGAUCCUAUUGAUCAUCAUAGCCGGAGAUUGGGUUUUGUCAUUUCUGUCGCUGGCGGCGGCCUGCGCGACAGCAAGCGUCACAGACCUGUUGGUGGACGCAGGUGGCUCGUUCUGCCCGGCCAAGUCGUGUAGCAGGUUUCAGCUGUCGGCGACCAUGGCGUUCUUGUCUUGGUUCCUCUCUUUUGCUUCUUCUCUCUUCAACCUCUGGCUUCUUCCUUCUUUGUAGUACUCACCAAAUGGCGAUGAUUAGAGAACAUUGAUAUCUCCAAGUUCUUCCAAGAUUAGUACAGCUAGGUCUGGACGGUUGAUCCAAUUCAUUGUGGGUUCGAACCUUCAUCCCGAUUCUCCGAUUCAUUCCAGAUUUGAACCUUUUUUUUUAGAGCCGAUUUUGUAGUCUUUUUGGAAUGGGCCUUAAUCUUUAGAACGUGUAGUCGUAAAUCUUUUGCAAUGAUUUGGUUGGAUGUUUUUAAAAUAUAAGUGAAAUUUACUA
Linum trigynum is the source of this 1000-nucleotide messenger RNA. Lineage: Eukaryota; Viridiplantae; Streptophyta; Magnoliopsida; Malpighiales; Linaceae. The record is from the annotation of a GenBank genome assembly.